Molecule: messenger RNA, 1720 nt
Organism: Lentinula edodes (shiitake mushroom)
Lineage: Eukaryota; Fungi; Basidiomycota; Agaricomycetes; Agaricales; Omphalotaceae
Exons: 6
Coding region: 55-1452 (465 amino acids)
Biological process (GO): retrograde protein transport, ER to cytosol; endoplasmic reticulum unfolded protein response
Cellular component (GO): endoplasmic reticulum lumen
Source: RefSeq, a predicted model, not a curated record
GCCUGCCCACUUUUCUUCAGACUUCAAUAACUUACGUGGCGCAUCCAUCCACUGAUGUCCAAAAAUUUUCUUGUCCUUGCCUUAAUAUCUUCUGCAUUAAACCUUGUUGCUGCGCGACUUCACUCUCUUCCAGAGGACCCUCAUGCUUUUCCAAAAUACAAAGUUACAUUUUUGAAUAACCUUCCGGUUCUCAACGAAACUGCGCAGAAAUGGCUCAGCCAGGGCAUUCCCGGAGGUGAACUCGAGUUUCUAAACCAGCCUUGGGAGCAUGCCACCGAAGAAGUGCCGCUCUCUCUGGGCCACAAAGAAAUAGACGAUGGAGGUUUCGGAGAGUCGGGUUCUUCAUCACCGGUGUUGCCCGAAAGUCAUAUCCCCUAUUCUCUUGAACAAAUGAAGAUGGGUCCACGGGACUCUUAUCUGUGUCUUGUUCCCAGACCUCUUGAAUUUUCUUCAUCUACAUCAGAUGUUGAUUCAGAUGAAGAAAUCACUCCAGCGCGCAGUUGGUCUCUCUUACAACCUCUUUCUGGAACGUGUCUCUAUCAUCGACAAGGGUGGUUUACUUAUUCAUACUGUCAUAAUGACCAGAUCCGACAAUUCAGAGAACUACCCCAAGCGCACUCACACAUGCCAGAGGAGGACCAUUCGUGGGAAUCGUAUACACUUGGCAAAGCACCACCCGCUCCGGAGCCAGGAGCUGAUCUUACAGUAGCGGAGCAAAAUGCAAUAGAAGCGAACUUAGAGCUUGCGCGCGGUGCGGGUUCACGGUAUCUUGUCCAACGCUGGGGCGAUGGCACCAUCUGUGAUAAGACAGGUAAAGGUCGUGAAGUUGAAGUUCAGUUCCACUGUUCAAUGACGAUGUCGGAUACGAUAUUAUUAGUCAAGGAAACAAGAACUUGCGCCUACGUUCUUGUCAUCAACACCCCUCGUCUGUGUGGUGAACCUGGUUUCAGAUCCCAACACGAUUUUGUAGAACAGGCUCAAAUACGUUGCCGGGAGAUUGUCCACACACAAUCCGAGGAAUUUCAUGACGUUCCCGAGACUGAUUAUCCACAAAAAAUUCCACGUAUUAAAAAGGCGUUACCUCCCAAAUCUGCCGAAAAAUUCGAGAAAAGCUCCGGUGGCGUAUCAACUGAAAGCAUUCUACUCAAAACCUUGGAGGCUUUUUUUGGAGAAAAUUCUAAUGGGCAGGUGGUUGUCCAACAAGUCACAGAUGACGGGGAGAUGGUGAUCGAGUUCCUGGAUGACCUCUCAGACGAUGGGGAUGACGGUGAAGAUGUGGCGGAUAAAAUCACGAACGUUUUACGAGCUGCUGGAUACAAUAUCAAAGGAGAGGAAAGAAACAAGCAGACUACGCCUGGUGAUUCAGAUAAGAAAAGACAGGACAGGUCAUCAGAUUCUUCGUCGUCCGAAAAACAGGCUGCCUUACAGGAGCAGGUUCGAGACGAAUUGUAGGUAAUUCAAUUAAAUAUGUUGUUUGUACUGCGCCCUCGUUGUUCUUUGGACCCAUGUGCUAAGUGAACUGGAGAAGAAGAAACGUUUUGCGUUUUCAGGAACGGUCAACCACUUGGGCACAUUAAGGGCCUUAGGGCGGUUAGACCCAUAUGUCAAGCUCUAAGCUCGGCUGUCAUAUCCGUGUUGAAUACUCACUGCGCAUUUAGGCGCAAAAAGACGUCUUAUUUCAGGUUUUUCACUUCGAAAUGUAGUAUAAGGUAGUACAGUG